AUGAGUUAGACUAAUAUUCGUUAGUCAAUGAAUGGUGUUCGAUAGUCAACGUCGAAUAUAGCAAGAAAAUUUGAAGAAAUGAGACAGUCUAUAUAGCUUAAGAACUCCCAAUAAGAAGUUAGAUAGAGCUAGUAAAUGCGUAGAUAUGAAGGUGAUUAAGAUGAUGGAAACAAAGUGGCACAUUACAAUCGCGAGUUAAUGGAAGACCAUCAACCUAUACAUACUGAAACAAUUAUGCUUUAAGGUACUUCUUCUUAACAUGAUACUCACUAAAAACCAUCAGCUCCAGCAGAUAAAAAGGAGGUUUCUAAAGAAGAUUAAUCAAAGCAAGCUCUUGUAGAAAAAGUUGAUCACAAAAUUUCGUUAGAAGAGCUUAAGGAGAAGUAUCAGACAGAUUAUUAAAAAGGUUUAACUGAUUAGUAAGCUGAACAUUUACUUAGAGUCAAUGGAGAAAACAAACUUUCAGCUAAAGCAGGUGUCCCUUUAUGGUUAAAGCUUUUGAGAGAAAUGACCAAUGGAUUUUCUAUUAUGCUUUGGGUAAGUGCAGGUCUUUGCUUUCUUGCUGAAGGUUUACAGCCUAAUCCUUCAAAUAUCUAUUUAGCUGUUGUGUUAAUUAUUGUCAUUCUAAUUACUACAGCAAUUACAUUUUAAUAGAAUGCUAAAAGUGAGGCUUUGAUGAACUCCUUCAAGAAUUUUAUUCCUGCAAAAACUGUAGUUAUUAGAGGGGGCGAUACUAAAUCAAUUGAUGCAGCUCAUCUUGUUGUUGGUGAUAUAGUCGUAAUAAGACUGGGUGAAAAAAUUCCUGCUGAUAUUCGUAUUCUUGAAUCUAACGAAAUGAAAGUUGACAAUUCUCCCUUGACAGGUGAAAGUGAACCCUUACUACGUACGAUUGAAUGCUCUCACCCUGAGAGUUAUCUUGAAACCUCAAAUAUAGCCUUCUUCGGAACUCUGUGCAAAGAAGGUACUGGAAAAGGUAUUGUAAUUGCCACUGGUGAUCGUACUAUGCUUGGACAAAUUGCUGAUUUAUCUUCUGGCGAAAAGAAAACUAAAACUCCUCUUCGUGUUGAACUCGAUCGUUUUGUUAUUUUGAUUACAGUAAUUGCAAUCUUCCUUGGUGUCCUCUUUUUCUUACUCGCUUUAUUGUAUAUGAAGUAUAAAUUUAAUGAUUGCUUAGUCUUCGGUAUAGGUAUCCUUGUUGCGAAUGUACCUGAAGGUUUGCUAGGUUGCAUUACUAUCUCUCUCGCUAUCACAGCAAAGAACCUAUCUGCUAAAAGUGUCUUAGUUAAAAACUUAGAAGCCGUUGAAACUCUAGGUUCUACUUCCUGUAUUUGCUCUGACAAAACAGGUACUCUCACAUAAAAUGUUAUGUCAGUCAAAAACUUGUGGUACAAAGAUAGAAUUUACCUAUCUAAGAAUAAAGUCUAACUUAAGUAAGGAGAAUUACCUGAAUAUGACACUGAAGAUGUUGAUUUUAAAAUUCUUUAAAAGGCAGCUAUGCUCAGCAGUGAGGCUCGUUUCGAUACCUCUACUGUUAAGGACUAAUAAAAUAUUGACUAUUUGACCUGUCCUGUAUUAGGUGAUGCGACUGAAACAGGUAUUAUUAGAUUCUAUUAGUAUAUUGAAGAUGUUAACACCUUCCGUAAUAGAUAUUAAAUUGCUAAAAAUCCAGAUGGUACAUUUGGUAAAAUGCCUUUCAAUUCUUAGGUUAAGUUUGCUUUAACAAUUAUUGAAGAACAAACAUAGGACAGCUUUUAUACAGUUUACAUAAAAGGUGCUCCAGAAAAAAUUUGGACUUACUGCUCAUCAGUUAUUGUUAAUGGAAGGCCAUAGAAUUUAGAUCAAACUUGGUAGAAAAAAUUCAAAGCUGUUAAUCUUACUUUUGGUAAAGGAGGAGAAAGAGUGCUUGGUUUUGCUAAAUUACAUUUACCAGCUACUAAAUAUCCUCAUGGAUUUACAUUCAAUGUAUCAUCAUUACAAAAAUUCCCUUUUAAACUCGCUGACUUUUAAUUUUGCGGUUUAGUCUCCUUGAUGGAUCCUCCUAAGACAAGAGUUCCUUAUGCUAUCUUAGAAUGUAGAUCUGCUGGUGUGAAAGUUGUCAUGGUAACUGGUGAUUAACCUCCUACAGCCGCUGCAAUUGCCAAAGAAGUCAAUAUUAUUCCUAGGGACAUUUUAACUAACGAAGAUCUUAUGGAAAGAGACCCUACCCUUAGCUGGUGGGAUGCAAGCAAACAGUGUGAAGCUAUUAUUGUUCACGGCGAUAGAAUUACAGAAUCCUAUGAAAAAUCUUUAGGAGAAUAAAAGGAAGAACAAUUUUAUUUAAGAAGCUGGGUUGUAAAGCCUUAUUGUGUUUUUGCAAGAACUACUCCUGCUUAAAAACUAUAAAUUGUUGAUGCCUGUUAAAAAGAAGGAUUUAUUGUUGCUGCUACUGGUGAUGGUGUUAACGACUCCCCUGCAAUCAAGAAAGCAGAUAUUGGUAUUUCUAUGAAUCUGUCUGGAUCUGAUGUAACCAAAGAUGCUGCAGACAUGGUUUUAAUUGAUGACGAUUUUGCUUCAAUUGUUAACGGUGUUGAAGAAGGAAGAAAAAUUUUUGAUAACCUGAAAAAAACUGUAGUUUAUCUUCUUACUUCUAAUAUGACUGAAAUCGUUCCUUUCUUGGCCUUCAUUAUUCUUUAAAUUCCUUUACCUCUCUCAAGUAUUUAUAUGCUCGUCAUUUGUGUUGGUACUGAUGUUUGGCCAGCUAUCUCUCUCGCUUACGAAGAAGCUGAGCUCGAUGUAAUGACUAGAAGACCUCGUACUAAGUAGGAGCAUUUAGUUUCUAACAAAUUAAUUACUAUAGCUUAUCUUUAAACAGGUCAAAUAGCUAGUGGUGCUGGAUUUUUAGGUUAUUACAUAGCAUUUAACUAUUUUGGAUUCCCAGUACUUUCUUUGUUCGGUCUAGCUUCUGCUACUGGUUAUAGACCAAGUAAAAAUGAUUUUGGUACCUAUUAUAACCCUUUACUUUAAAGAGACGACCCUUACUAUAACUCCAGGUUAUAUAAUAUUACAUAAUUCAAAAAUUGUAAGGAUAUUGAUGUAGAAAGCAUCUCGUAUACCAUAGAUUGGUUUACACUAGAUGAAGGUAAUUAUGAUAUGAGAAAAUCUUUGGUUAAAUGUGAUCCUGUAACUGGAGCUUUUAUUCCUUGGAUUCAUUGGAGUGAUUGUGAUAUAAAUAAAUAAUAAAACUGGUCAAAACUAACAUCCUAAACAGCUUGCUACUCGGUAGAAGCUAUUAACUAUGCUCAGAGUGUUUAUUUCUUAACCGUAGUUUUACUUUAAUGGACUAACGUCUUUGCAUGUAAAAGUAGAUCUACAAGCUUUACAACAACAGCAUUUAAUCCGAUUAUGAUUCACGGUAUUAUUUUUGAAACAUUACUUACCAUUUUCUUAUAAUAUUGUCCGGGAGUUUAAGAUGUGUUUGGUGGUAGGCCUAUGUUCUUCUGGUUAUGGACAAGUUGCUUAGCAUAUACUAUAUUGUUACUUGUCUAUGAUGAACUAAGAAAGUUUAUGUGUAGAAGAUUUAAAUGGUAUUAUAAGUAUUGUUAUUGGUGA
This is a messenger RNA of Tetrahymena thermophila SB210, 3588 nucleotides long. RefSeq names its product Na,H/K antiporter P-type ATPase alpha subunit family protein. The transcript has a single exon. Gene Ontology annotation, biological process: sodium ion export across plasma membrane; intracellular potassium ion homeostasis; intracellular sodium ion homeostasis. The record is from RefSeq and is a predicted model, not a curated record. Gene Ontology annotation, cellular component: membrane. NCBI's taxonomy places the organism in Eukaryota, Ciliophora, Oligohymenophorea, Hymenostomatida, Tetrahymenidae. Gene Ontology annotation, molecular function: P-type sodium:potassium-exchanging transporter activity; ATP binding; ATP hydrolysis activity.